Messenger RNA from Heteronotia binoei (common prickly gecko), 15807 nucleotides. It is a transcript of the gene VPS13D, whose product is annotated as vacuolar protein sorting 13 homolog D. NCBI's taxonomy places the organism in Eukaryota, Metazoa, Chordata, Lepidosauria, Squamata, Gekkonidae. Gene Ontology annotation, molecular function: protein binding. The transcript is spliced from 70 exons. The coding region runs from base 510 to 13712 and encodes 4400 amino acids. Gene Ontology annotation, biological process: protein targeting to vacuole; protein retention in Golgi apparatus; mitochondrion organization. Gene Ontology annotation, cellular component: extrinsic component of membrane. The record is from RefSeq and is a predicted model, not a curated record.
GCCUUUCGAAGCAGGACGCCGAACGCCCGCCCCGCCAUUUUACACCGGAAGUUCCUGUCAGGACGACUGCGGUCAUAGAGCCAGAAACAGGACGCCCUCUUAACAGAUGUGCUUGGCAUUUCCGGUGCCCUUUAUCCUCCGGCGGCUGACUAGAGACACUCCCCCCUUCGCUAGACGCUGAACUGAAAGCAAAAAAAAGAAGCCAGGCGGGUUCUGCGUCGUUCUAGUUUCGGUUUGUCUCUAUGGUUCCCUCCCCCGUCUCUGACGGCCCAUUGCUGGGCGGGGGCCGGCGGGGGUAUCGAUAGCUCUGCGGUCGUCCCGCCCGCCUUGUCCUACUUCGCUCGGCCAUCGAGCUGUUCCUACUUUCCUCGCAGGCCGAGGUCGAGCGAGACGGACGCCGGUGAGGACUGUCGCAGCCCCUCCCCUCGGCCAGGUCAUACUUUGAACUAUGGAGGAGAGCAACCAGGAAUGAUGAGAAAGGCCUAGCCACACUCUCCUAGGAAGUAGUCAUGUUGGAGGGGUUGGUAGCCUGGGUUCUCAACAACUAUCUAGGCAAAUAUGUCAGUAACCUGAACACGGACCAACUUUCAGUAGCUCUUCUAAAAGGUGCUGUGGAAUUGGAAAAUCUCCCAUUAAAGAAAGAUGCCUUGAAGGAAUUGCUGCCGUUUGAGGUCAAAGCUGGCUUCAUUGGCAAGGUCACGCUGCAGAUACCAUUUUAUCGCCCGCAUGUGGACCCCUGGGUGAUAUCAGUGUCCAAAUUACACCUUAUUGGCUCACCAGAGAAGCCAGGAGAUUUUGACGAAGAAAGAGAGAGGCUGUUUGAAAGAGAAACCAAGAAAGCGCUCUUAUUAGCACUGGAAGAAAAAUGGAAAAAAGAACAGGAGCAGGCAGCAGAAUCUUACUGGUAUUCAGUCACUGCCUCUGUCGUCACAAGCAUUGUAGAAAACAUCGAAUUAAAAAUCCAAGACGUCCAUUUAAGAUUUGAAGAUGACAUCACAAAUCCAUCACAGCCUCUUGCGUUUGGAAUCUGCAUUAAAAAUGUCUCUGCUCAGAAUGCUGUGAAUGAGCCAGUGGAGGAGCUAAUGAGGAAGAAACAGUUGGAGAUUGCUGAUUUCAGCAUCUACUGGGAUACUGACUGCGCUUUAAUGGGAGACUUGCCACCAGGGGAACUGCAGGAAGCCAUGGACAAGAGCAUGGAGAGCCGAGAGCACAAUUACAUCCUCGAGCCCGUGUGCACCUCUGCUCUUCUCAAGAGAAACUGUUCGAAGGAGCCCCUGAGGUCCCGGCAUUCUCCGCGGCUUGAAUUUGACAUUCAGAUGGAGACGAUACCUCUGAAACUUUCACAGGCCCAGUACCGGCAAAUAAUGGACUUCUUGAAGGAGCUGGACCGAAAAGAGCGGCAGCUCAAGUAUAGAAGAUGGAGACCCAAGGUGGCCGUCACUGGAAACUGCCGCGAAUGGUGGCUCUUUGCUCUGAAUGCAAACAUCGCAGGGAUCAGAGAGCAGAGAGAACGCUCUUCCUGGGAAUUUGCACUGCAUCGAGCCGAAGAUGCCGUCUUGUACACUGAUCUGUAUUACAAGAAAUUGAAGGAUGUGCCACUGUCUGCUGCAGAACAGGAAGAGAUGGACCGGAUUGAGGACGAACAAACUUUUGAGGAGCUGAAAAUCUUGCGUGAGAUAGUUUACAAACAGUUCCACGAACUGGCUGAGAGCAUUAAGGAGCCAUCUGAUUCCUUGGGGGAAGUUUCUGAUCUUGACCUGGCAGCCCCCACCACUUCCAGUAGUAGCAGCAGCAGCAGCAGCAGCAGUGGAAUGCUGCGGUACCUCCAGUCUUGGUUUCCUGGCUGGGGGGGUUGGUACAGCAACUCUCAGGAAACGUUGGAAGUAGACACUUUCGAGGGAUUGCUCUCUGAGACACCUGAACACUGGAGGCCUGAGGACGUUACAGGUGCCGAUGAAUUUUUUGACUUGAGCACCGAUGCCUCCAGCAUCAAGCACCCCUUCACAAAGAGGGACCACGUCUUUGCCAAGUUAAACCUUCAGCUGCAGGGUGGCUCUGUCACCUUGCUGCACACGGAGAGGCGGAGCCUGCGAACGAAGGAAAGGGCUUUCAUGCAGCUGGAAUUUUCAGGUGUGACGAUCCUAGCAGAAUCUCUUCCUCGUAGGAAUUCCUCCCUUUUCAAAGUUCAACUUGGCAGCCUCUUCCUCCGAGAUUUAGCAACGGAAGGAUCUAUAUUUCCAGUCCUGGUCUUCCCUAAUCCUCAAAAAGAAGUUGGCUGCGUCUCUUCCAUCGGUCUCCAAGCAUCUUCUUCAGACACGAAUAAUCAGAGCACGGCUGCCGACCCUGCUGUCCCAGUUUUUGAGAUGCUGUAUGAGAGAAACCCAGUCCGCAGCAGUUUUGAGAGACGCCUCGAAGUCAGUACCAGACCUCUAAACAUCAUUUACAAUCCACAAGCCAUUAAGAAAGUAGCCGAUUUCUUCUACAAGGGAAGGGUUCAUACCUCAGGUUUUGGAUAUCAGUCUGAGCUUGAGCUGAGGGUGGCUGAAGCUGCCAGGAGACAAUACAAUAAGCUCAAAAUGCAAACCAAAGCUGAAAUCAGACAAACCAUUGACCGUCUGCUGGUGGGGGACUUCAUUGAAGACAGCAAGCGGUGGACCGUGUGCCUUGACAUAUCUGCCCCUCAAGUAAUCUUCCCCGACGACUUUAAAUUUGCAGAUCCGGUUUUAGUAGUGAUUGAUUUGGGAAGAAUGUUACUUACCAAUUCUCGAGAGGAGCAUAAAAAGAAGAGUCCAGAGGGGCCGUCACUGGAUCUGAGCGAACUGAGCGACGACGAAUACGUGACACCUCUCGCCACUCCUCCCAGCACCCCGCCCCCGGAAGCCAGCAGUUCCAAAACUCCUGAGUUUGCUGGAGUCGAAAUCAGCGAAGAACAGCUGCAUGCCCACUUAAUGAGUAAAAAAAUGUACGAGACCUACAGCUUAUCAUUCAUGGACCUUCAGAUCAUGGUGGGGAGAGUGAAAGACAACUGGAAGCAUGCCCAGGACAGUGACGUUGGCCCUACGCAUGUGGUGGAGAAAUUCAACGUCCACUUGCAGCUGGAGCGCAGGUUAAUAUACACUUCGGACCCCAAGUAUCCCGGCGCAGUCUUGUCUGGGAAUUUACCGGAUUUGAAAAUACACAUCAAUGAGGAUAAAAUAAUAGCCCUGAAUAACUGUUUUGGAAGGCUGAGCACACCUGAAAACGAAACCUCAAGUUUUUUGCACUUAGGGAAAGAGAAGAUCUUUACAGAUACGGACCAGCUUGGAAGCUUGCAUAGUUCGGUCAUGAAUUUGACUCAAAGCGUCAUCACGAUAGAGCAGCACACAAAGGAAGUCCUCGUCGAAUCGCAGCUGCUCUUAGCAGAGUUUAAGGUGAACUGCAUGCAGCUGGGGGUGGAGAGCAAUGGCCGUUACAUCUCAGUCCUCAAGGUUUUUGGCACAAAUGCCCAUUUUGUGAAGAGGCCUUACGAUACCGAAGUCUCGCUCACUGUUCACAGCUUGCUCUUGGUUGAUACCAUGCAGACAUACGGCUCCGACUUUGACCUCCUCAUGGCUUCUCACAAGAAUCUCCGUUUUGAUGCCCCAACAGGAAGUCUGCGAGAUAGCCGGGCGCAGUCCCCUGUCACUGGGCCCUGCGAGGCCCACCCUGUAGAUAGAAAAAAUGUGACAGAAAUGCGGCCUACAACAUCGAGUGACUUAUCCAACAGCUUCCCCCCGCACGACGAAUCCUUAAUUAAACUGGAAUAUCAGUUUGUGAGUGCAGAAUGCCCGUCUAUGAACUUGGAUAGUACUCUCCAAGUGAUAUCAGUGCAGAUGAACAACCUGGAUAUCAUUCUUAACCCGGAGACCAUUGUCGAACUGAUUGGCUUCCUCCAGAAAUCUUUCCCAAAGGAGGAUGACUCUAGCCCUCAGCCAUUAAUGACCGACUUGGAAAGAAGUUGGAGUGACCAAGAGUCCUUCCAGUCUACCCAUGCCCAAUGUACAGAAGUAGCUGUGGAUAUCCACUCAUUAAACAUCCUUCUCCUCCGGACUGUCACAAUGAUAAAUGGGGAAAAGCUUGGCAGGAAGAUUGCAACCGCGAGCAUCGGGGGCACCAAAGUGAAUGUCUCCAUGGGCAGCACAGUGAACAUCAACGGGUCCCUGGGUUGUUUGCACCUUAUGGAUUUGACCCAGGACAACAUUAAAAACCUGUAUGUUGUCAGCAUCGGGAACACUGUAAGGUAUGAACAUUUAAUUUCUGACAUGGGCGACUUCAAGCCCGCAUUUCUCCAGUUCGAUGACGCCAAUAGCCUUCCAGACGCUUUGAGCUUUACAUUCAUCGAGCGGUCAGAAGAGGAAUGUUCACUUCACCUCCGGAUGGCAUCUUUGCAUUACAACCACUCGGCGAAGUUUCUGAAAGAGAUCACCUUAUCCAUAGAUGAGCUGGAGGAGAACUUCCGCAGCAUGCUGAAGAGCGCAGCGACCAAGGUGACCACCGUCUUGGCCACUAAAACCGCCGAAUACUCCGAAAUGGUUUCUUUGUUCGAUACGACCCCUCGACCGAAGGACCCUUUUUACUUCGAAAGCAAUGAAGGGGAGGAGCUCCUGCAGCCACGCCCAAAAUGUGACACCAUCAAGCUGAUUUUGAAUAUCAACAUCGAGUCCCCGGUUGUAUCCAUACCCCGUAAGCUCGGCAGCCCCGAAUUGUUGGUGGGACACCUCGGGCAAAUAUCCAUCCAGAAUUUCGUGGUGGGGGAAGACAAUUCGACCAGCGACCGGCUUCAGGUAGAAAUCAGAGAUAUUAAGAUGUAUUCUCUGAACAGCAGUCACUUGGCAGGCAAGAAAGAAGCUGCUUCUGAGAUGCCACAUGCAGUUCACGCUCUGGGAUCUGCCGGCGGCGGCAGCAGCAGCCAGGAGGAUUCCCAUUUCACUCGGCACGACUUCUUUGAGUCAUUACAUAAAGGUCAUGCUUUCCAUAUUUUGAACAAUGCCACGAUCCAGUUCAGAAUGGAGAAGAUUCCAGUGGAGAGGGAUGCAGAGCUGACCUUCUCUGUGGCUGAGGAUGUUGAAACAUCAAGCAUUAUGAGAAUCGAGGGGAAGUUUGUUAACCCUUUGCAGGUGGUGUUGGCCAAACAUGUCUACGAACAAGUUUUGCAGACUCUCGACAACUUGGUUUGCAGCGAAGACCUGACAAAGCCCUCCUCUGCCUUUCCAUCCUCCACCUAUCUUCUUUCUGGUUCUCCUUCUGCAUCACUCCGAAACACAAGCUCCGACUUCUCCACAGAGAGGAAGGAGAAUGGGCUCUUCAGUCAUUCCAGCUUUUCUACGUCUUCAAGCAAAUUUGCUCCCAUCAAGGAAGUGACCCGGUCUUUUACCCAGAUCCAAGCCAACUUCCACAUUUCUGAGCUGCAGGUUCAGUUAAGUGGUGACCUGACUCUUGGAGCCCAGGGCCUGGUUAGCUUAAAAUUCCAGGAUUUUGAUGUCGAGUUUACUAAAGACCACCCUCACACCCUGUCCAUCCAGAUUGCCCUGCGGUCUCUGUUGAUGGAGGAUCUUCUGGAGAAGAACCCAGGGUCUGUGUAUAAGAACCUCAUGGUGUCCCGUGGAGCACCCAAACCAUCCAGUUUGGCUCACAGAGAAUACCUUUCCCAAUCUUGCCCCUCUGUGUCUAAUGUGGAAUAUCCGGACAUGCCCCGUUCCCUCCCUUCGCACAUGGAAGAAGCCCCCAAUGUCUUUCAGUUGUACCAAAGACCCAGUUGCCUCUCCCACAAGAAGCAAAAAGAUGACGUGGAUUCAGGCUACCCCUUAACUCCCCCUCCUUCUCCAACCUCAAACAAGCCGAGCACUCCUUGUGGGAAGAGCGAUUUUGAUGAUUCUUUGGUUCACAUCAAUAUGCUGCUAGUGGACAAGAAGCACGCAGAGUUCUCUUCCAGUUAUGGCAGGAUCAACCGCAGCGUGGACGUCGACUUCAACUGUUUAGAUGUCUUAAUAACUCUGCAGACCUGGGUGGUGAUUCUGGAUUUUUUUGGGAUCGGAUCCACCGCCGAGAACCACAGCAUGAAGUCACAACCCGAAGACGUCCAUCAGGCAGUGAAGUCGGAAGCAAACAUCUUGUCAGACCUGGAAUUCCAAGAUUCUGCGAACACCAAACUGGACCUGAAGGUCCAUUCCCUGUCCUUGGUUCUGAAUAAGGCGACCACUGAGCUUGCUAAAGCGAACAUCUCCAAGCUUGCCACUCACAUGGAAAUAAUUGAAGGUGACCUGGCCCUUCAGGGAAGCAUCGGGAGCUUGUCGUUAAGUGACCUCACCUCACAUGGGGAGCUCUACCGAGAACGCUUUACUACCAGUGGUGAAGAGGCACUCAUCUUUCAGAUCCACAAGUACGGCCAACCUGAUCCCCUGCUGCAGAGAGAUUGCGACAUACGCGUGAGCCUGAGGAUGGCCUCGGUGCAGUACGUUCACACCCAGCGCUUCCAAGCAGAGGUGGUGUCUUUCAUCCACCAUUUCACUCAGCUGCAGGACGUCUUGGGGCGCCAGAGAGCAGCAAUCGAAGGGCAGACGGUAAGAGACCAGGCCCAGCGUGCCUCCCGAGUGCUGCUGGACAUCGAAGCGGGCGCUCCUGUCCUCCUGAUCCCCGAAAGCUCCAAAUCCAACCACCUGAUCGUGGCCAAUCUCGGCAAGCUGAAAGUCAAAAACAAGUUCCUGUUUGCCGGCACUGCAGGCACCUUCUCACUGAAAGACAAGCAAGAUUCUGCUCAGUUGUCUUCACCCCUGGGAACCCCAAAACACAGCAUGAAGAAAACACCGAGUACAGACGAGUCCAAGGCAGCAUCGAGUCCUUCUGAAGGGUUGUUCAUGAAAUCGUCAUCGUCUGGACCCAACCUGAGACUGAAAAGUGAUGCCGCAGGGAGUGUUUUAAAUAAGCCUGCAAAGCCAUCCUCUUUGCUAGCCCCGGAUAGUCCGGAGGAACAUGUCUGCCUGUUAGACUGCAUUGUGGUUGAUCUGCAGGAUAUGGAUAUUUUUGCGGCUGAACGCUUCCCCAGAGAGUAUUCAAAGGCCCCAGAGGAAACCAGCGCGGAUAUGACCUUCCCUUCCUACGUUGUCAGGCAGACGGGCAAAAGCCUUUUAACCGAACCUUUCCGGCUGAAGCUGCAAGUGGAAAGAAACUUGGACAAAGAGAUAAGCCACUCAGUUCCUGAUAUCUCCAUUCAUGGCAACCUAUCCUCAGUCUAUUGUUCUCUGGAUCUGAGUAAAUAUAAGCUGAUCCGAGGACUCCUUGAGAAUAAUCUGGGGGAACCGAUAGAGGAGUUCAUGCGACCCUAUGACUUACAAGACCCAAGAAUACACACGGUGUUGAGUGGAGAAGUGUACACCUGCGUGUCUUUCCUUAUCGACAUGGUCAAUGUUAGUCUGGAACUGACGAACCCCCAAGGGAAGGAUGGUUCGCUAGCCAGGUUUGACUUCAAGAAAUCCAAAUUGCUCUUCGAGAGUUUCUCAAAUCAAACCAAAUCCACAAACCUGGUCUCCCAUUCCAUGAUGGCAUUUGACACACGGUACGCUGGGCAGAGGGCAUCUUUGGGAAUGCCGAACGUGUUCAAUUGCAUCUUCCAGUCAUCCAAGAACACCAGCACCCAAGGAGCGAUACAGAUUGAACUUCAUUACAGAUCUACCAAGGAUUCCUCCUGCUUCACAGCUGUCCUGAACAACCUUCGGGUGUUCCUGAUCUUUGAUUGGCUCCUGCUCGUUCACGACUUCAUACAGACGCCCAGUGACACCAAGAAGCCAACCAACCUCACUCCUUCCAGACAGCGCAAUUACAGCAGCGAAAUGGCAGUCAUUCCCAAAGCGGUAAAGUGCGGGAUCGUCACAAAGCGUUCCUCUCUUCAGGUCUCUGCUGAAAAACAGUUGGAAGUCAAGAUCAACGUGACGGGUACUGAAUUUGUGGUGGUUGAAGACAUGUCCUCUCUGGAUACCAGUGCCAUUAUUCUGAAAGGGACCACGGUUCUCACCUACAAGCCCAAACUGGUGGAUCGCCCUUUCUCUGGCAGUUUGUUUGGCAUUGAGGUUUUUUCCUGCCGGCUGGGAAACGAGCAGGAAACGGCCCUCUCCAUCAUCGAUCCUGUACAAAUUCAGAUUGAUCUUGUGGGGAAUUCUUCAUAUCCCAGUGGGUCCGGGUUGCUGGAUGCAUUCAACAGUGAAGACUUCCCACCUGUUUUAGAGAUUCAUUUACAAGCACUGGACAUCCGAUUGUCUUACAAUGACGUGCAGCUGUUUCUGGCUAUCGCCAAGUCCAUUCCUGGCCAGACCAGCAGCGCCACGCCUGACGCUUCUGCCCCAGAUGGCAGAGCGUCUGUUUUUGCUCCUCCUGCUGCAGUAAAAGAGGUCUCGGGACCAGCCUCAGAAACCACAGGCGCUUCGAAACACACUCUGGAUCCUGUCCUUGAGUUACAGCUGGCUCGGCUGCAGGAACUGGGAUUUAGCGUCGACGACUGUCGCAAAGCUCUUUUGGUGUGCCAAGGUCAACUGAAGAAAGCAGCGAGCUGGUUGUUCAAGAACGCUGAACCUCUGAAGUGCGUGCAGUCAGACUCGAGUCAGCGAGAGAACCAGGGCUCCACUGCCCUGCGCUUCAUUUCUGGAGUGGAAGUCAAAGCCGAAAGCGUCUGCAUUUGCUUCAUAGACGACUGCAUGGACUGCGACAUUCCCUUAGCUGAAUUAACCUUUUCACGUCUGAAUUUUCUCCAGCAUCUAAGAACCAGCCCCGAAGGCUAUGCUCAUUUUACACUCUCUGGAGAUUAUUAUAACCGUGAGCUAUCUGGCUGGGAACCAUUUAUCGAGCCCUGGCCAUGCUCGCUCACCUGGCAGCAGCAGGCGGCCAGUCGCCUCCACCCUUCUCGGUUGAAGCUGGAGGUGAAAACGAAGCAUCGCCUGGACAUCAACAUCACUUCUGUGUUAACUGAGCAGUAUGCUAGUACCAAACAGUCAUGGAUGGCAGAUUACUGCAAGCAGGAGAAAGAAGUGGAGGCCGUCGAAUCCGAAGAAUGGAUGGGCUCUUCAGUUGAUCCUCCGUCGCUGGGGCAGGGCCUUCCUCUUGUCUACCUUAGAACUAGGAGCACAGCCAGUCUGACUAACCUAGAGCACCAGAUGUAUGCUAGAGCUGAAAUGAAGGCUCCAAAACGUCGACACCCUUUCGUGCCCUUUGCCCUGCGGAAUCAUACCGGUUGCACUCUCUGGUUUGCCACUUUGACCACCACCCCAACACGUGCUGCGCUCUCACACAGUGGAAGCCCCGGUGUCCUUCCAGAGGAAAACGGCACAUUCCUCGAUGAUGCGCACAAAGUCAGCGAGUGGCGGGAAGUCCUGACGGGUGAAGAGGUUCCAUUUGAGUUUGAAGCCAGGGGGAAACUGAGGCACAGGCACACACACGACCUAAGGAUUCAUCAGCUGCAGGUGCGAGUAAACGGCUGGGAGCAAGUCAGCCCCGUCUCAGUGGACAAAGUGGGGAUUUUUUUCCGCUACGCAGCUCCAGACAAGAGCACAUCUUCGUCGACUGUUGGCAGCCCAAUUAGCAGAACAAACAUCAUCCAUCCUCAUGUUUAUUUUUCUUCACUGCCUCCGGUGCGAGUGGUGUUUGCGGUCACCAUGGAAGGGAGUGCCCGGAAGGUGAUCACAGUACGCUCGGCCUUGAUGGUGAGGAACAAGCUGGAGAUUCCAAUGGAGCUGAGGCUCGACAGUCCAUCCGCUCCCGACAAACCUGUCGUCCUGCCUUCAGUAAUGCCAGGGGAUUCCUUUGCUAUUCCUCUGCAUCUCACCUCUUGGCGCCUGCAAGCCAGGCCGAAGGGAAUGGGCGUCUUCUUCUGCAAGUCCCCAAUCCACUGGACGAACGUCCAGAAGGCCUCGGAGGUCAGCAGCAGCAAGCGAGAGUGCCACGCGAUGGAGUCCGAAAACAGCAGAUUCUUCAGGUUUUGUGUCGCUAUAAAGAAAGAGAACUAUCCCGAUUACAUGCCCUCCAACAUCUUCUCCGACAGCGCCAAGCAGAUUUUCAGGCAGCCUGGGCACACCAUUUACCUCCUGCCCACGGUGGUGCUUUGUAACCUGCUCCCCUUUGAGCUUGAGUUUUAUGUGAAAGGGGUGCCCAUCAGUGGGACGUUAAAGCCAGGCAAAGAGGUGGCACUGCACACAGCCGACACUUCACAGAACGUUGAGCUCGGAGUCUCCUUAGAAAACUUCCCGCAUUGCAAAGAGCUCUUGAUACCUCCCGGAACACAGAACUACAUUGUGCGGAUGAGACUGUACGAUGUCAACAAGCGCCUCUUGAAUCUCACCAUCCGCAUCGUGUGCCGAGCUGAAGGGUCCUUGAAAAUAUUUAUCGCUGCCCCCUAUUGGCUCAUCAACAAAACAGGGUUGCCCCUGAUCUUCAGGCAAGACAAUGCCAAGAUCGAUGCGGCUGGCCAGUUUGAAGAACAUGAACUAGCCAGAAGCCUGAGCCCUCUCCUGUUCUGUUACGCCGACAAGGAGCAGCCAAACCUUUGUACAAUGAGAGUCGGAAAGGGCAUCCACCCCGAAAGCAUGCCCGGUUGGUGCCAGGGCUUCUCCCUGGACGGGGGGAGCGGCGUCAGGGCCCUGAAAGUGAUCCAGCAAGGGAACCGACCAGGCCUCAUUUACAAUAUUGGGAUUGACGUGAAGAAGGGCAGAGGCCGCUACAUCGACACUUGCAUGGUGACCUUUGCACCUCGCUACCUGUUGGAUAACAGAUCCAAGCACAAGCUUGCCUUUGCGCAGAGGGCGUUCGCCAGGGGACAGGGCUCUUCCAACCCCGAUGGCUACAUCUCAACCCUCCCUGGCUCGAGCGUCGUCUUCCACUGGCCUCGCAACGAUUACGACCAGUUGUUGUGCGUUCGGCUAAUGGACGUCCCCAACUGCAUCUGGUCCGGAGGCUUUGAAGUCAACAAAAAUAAUUCUUUCCACGUCAAUAUGAGGGACACCCUUGGGAAAUGCUACUUCUUACGAAUAGAGAUCACUCUAAAGGGAGCAACGUACCGCGUCUCGUUCAGUGACACUGAUCAGUUACCGCCUCCAUUCCGUAUAGACAAUUUUUCCAAGGUCCCCAUCGUGUUUACGCAGCUCGGCGUGGCAGAACCACGGCUCAGCACAGAAGUCAAGGCAAUGACCUCUUUGGACUAUGCCUGGGACGAGCCCACCUUGCCACCGUGCAUCACACUGACAGUUAAAGGGGCCGGCUCCUCCGAAAUCACAUGCAGCAUGGAUGACUUUCAGGACAGCAAACAACUCUAUUACGAAAAUUUCAUCUACAUUGCUGCAGCGUACACUUUCUCUGGCCUGCAGGAAGAAAGCGGGAGGCCGGUCGCUCCAAACAAAGAGCUGGAUUGUGCUGAGCUCGUUCUUGAUGUCUCUCCCAAGACGCAGAGGGUCGUUUUAAAGAAAAAGGAGCCGGGGAAGCGCUCUCAGCUGUGGCGAAUGACAGGCACUGGCAUGCUGUGCCACGAAGGCUCUGCCGUCCCUCACCAUCCGAACAAGCCAUCCCCUCCUCGGUCUACGGAAUCCUCCAUGAUCUUGGACAUCGCCGGCCUUGCAGCCGUCACCGAUAACAAAUAUGAGCCGUUGAUGCUGAGAAAGCCAGACAGGCGGCGGAGUACGACUCAGACAUGGAGUUUCCGGGACGGAAAGCUGGUGUGUGGCAUGCAUGGGCUGGUUGUACAGACAAAAGGGGGCAGAUCUGGGCUCCGCGACGGGGCGGAAGUCGUCCUAGGUCCAGACGCUUCUCUGGAAACGUUAAGCCUGGUUCCUCCAGAGCAGCAGUUCAUCAAUCAGAAGAUGAGGCCGGGCUCCGGCAUCCUUGUAGCCAGAGUCAUUCCGGAUGGGCCGACUCGAGUUUUACAGAUAACAGACUUCAACCAACGCAGAAACGAUCGUUUCUCAUACGAAGGAGAGGAGCUGCUCACGCUGGAGCAGGAUCUGUGGAAGUUGAAGAACCCAGACGCAGAGCAAGAACUGGAAGUUCAGUUGAAACUGGAAGGGGGCAUUGGUUUAUCCUUAGUUAAUAAAGUCCCAGAAGAGCUGGUCUUUGCCAGCUUCACUGGCAUUAAUGUCCAUUUCAUGCAGCUGUCCUCCAGUCAAGUGCUUGAGCUGAGCAUACAGGAUGUGCAGGUGGACAACCAGCUCAUCGGGACCACUCAGCCUUUCAUGCUCUUUCUGACCCCCAAAACCAAUGAAAACGAAGCUGCCGAGACGGGCCCCGCCUUGCAAUUGAAUGCCAUGAAAUUUCCCAGUAAGAGCCCUUUAACUGAUAUAUACAAGCACCUGAUGAUCACGGCUCGCAGGUUUACAGUCCAAAUUGAGGAGAAACUGCUUCUGAAGCUUCUGAGUUUCUUUGGCUACGAUCAGACAGAAUCAGAGGUUGAAAGUUAUGAUGAGAAUCUUCAUGAAAAGCCAGUGGAUCAAGGAGCCCAGAAGCGAUAUUAUUUUGAAAACCUCAAAAUUAGUGUGCCACAGAUAAAGCUGAGCGUCUUCACUUCCAGCAAGCUACCCCUGGACCUCAAGGCACUGAAGAGCACCCUUGGUUUUCCCCUGAUUCGAUUUGAAGAUGCUGUGAUCAACCUGGAUCCCUUCACCAGGGUCCAUCCUUACGAGACGAAAGAGUUCAUCGUUAAUGACGUUUUGAAGCACUUUCAAGAAGAACUGCUCAGCCAAGCAGCAAGAAUCCUAGGCUCUGUGGAUUUCCUCGGCAACCCAAUGGGUCUCCUGAAUGACGUUUCGGAAGGAGUCACUGGGCUGAUAAAGUAUGGAAACGUUGGUGGCCUUAUAAGGAAUGUCACACAUGGAGUGUCAAACUCUGCUGCAAAGUUUGCCGGGACUUUAUCCGACGGCUUGGGGAAGACGAUGGACAAUCGGCAUCAGAUGGAGCGAGAGUACAUCCGAUACCAUGCUGCCACGAGCGGUGAACACCUCGUGGCUGGUAUCCAAGGACUAGCUCACGGUAUCAUUGGCGGAUUGACCAGCGUGAUCACCUCGACAGUGGAAGGCGUAAAAACCGAAGGGGGUGUAAGCGGCUUUAUAUCUGGCUUUGGAAAAGGAUUAGUUGGAACCGUAACCAAACCAGUGGCGGGCGCUCUGGAUUUUGCUUCCGAAACUGCUCAAGCAGUGAGAGAUACAGCCACUCUGACUGGCCCCAGGACGCAGGCGGAGAGAGUGAGAAAGCCUCGGUGCUGCCGGGGGCCGCAGGGGCUCUUGCCCCGCUAUUCCGAGAGCCAGGCAGAAGGGCAGGAGCAGCUCUUCAAACUGGCAGACAACAUCCAGGACGAGUUCUUCAUCGCUGUGGAGAAUAUCGACAGCUACUGCGUGAUCAUUUCCUCCAAAGCUGUUUAUUUCCUCAAGAGUGGGGACUAUGUGGACCGCGAGGCCAUUUUCCUGGAGGUCAAGUAUGGCGACCUCUACCAUUGCCUUAUCUCGAAGGACCACGGGAAGGUCUACAUCCAGCUGACCAAGAGAGCUGUCAAUUCAAGCAGCGGUGUGUCUAUGCCUGGCCCGUCACAUCAGAAGCCCAUGGUGCACGUGAAGUCCGAGGCCCUCGCCGUGAAGCUGUCCCAAGAAAUCAACUAUGCAAAGAGCCUUUUCUACGAACAGCAGCUGAUGUUAAGAUCCAGCGAGCAUCACGAACAACUGGAGUUGGACUCGUGACCUCCAUGGAAGCCCCGACGUGGGGGGGGGGGAUGUUUCCCCCUCGGCUCAGUAAAAGGCAGCUGCCGGUUGUUAGAAGGUGUGUUCCGUGAGGCUGAUGAGCCCAAGGCUGUGGAAACAAAGGUCCUCUGCGGCACAGGGCCCUUAAGAUUGAGAGUGAAGGCCCAUUUGAAGUAUCUUUAGCUAUAGGAAAAAGCCCUGUAUUUUCUUACUGUUUGAAGUGUGUAUAAAUACUUGUACACAUACAUAUAUAUAUAUAUAUAUACACAUAUAUAUAUAUGUACAACUGUGUUUAGUGUAAAUAAGAAAGUCGUAAAGCAAGUUGCUAGGGUGUAUAAAGGUCUAUUUCAUGUAAAGAAAUUAAAGAAAGGGUUUUAUUGAGUCUCUUAUUGCACUGAUUUGCAAGCCUUUGAAACAGCACAUUUUUCCCCUCAAAGAGAUGAGAAGGGACUGUGAAUGGAGGACGGCUGGAAGGCCUAAGAGGGUUGCAGGCGUCGGUGGGUGAUCUGCGAAGGUCAUCGUGGGCAAGACCUAUUGCCUUUAGUGCCCUGCUGUAGAGCCUAAGUCUUUCUUGUCUUCCUGUUUACGUGAUGGAUUUACUGCCCUUUGCCCAAACCCAUUGGAAGCCGCACAGACAGGGUCUCCCUCCAAAAGUUGCAAUGGACCACCGACUUCACUCCGCGAAAACAUCCUGCCGUUGACGAAACCAGCAUGUACCAGUAAGUGAGAAGCUCAUGCAACGUGGAAAAACUCCCCCCCCCCUCAAAAAAAGUACUUUUGUGAGAUUGUUGGGGGAGGGAAAUCAACAGUCUCACUUUGGAGUUUUAACAGGGAUACUUUUUGUAGGAAAGAUGCAGUAUUAAGCCUUUUUUUUAAACUUAGAAUGGUGGAAGUAUCGACCUGUAAGCAGAAAACAGACUCGGCGCCCUGACCAGGAGAAAAGACUGGAUCUAAGAAAAACGAUAACUGCCCUUGCGGGGAAGUAAGCCCAAACUUGUAAAAAAAGAAAAAAGUCAAAUCGCAGACGUGUGGUUUGAAUCAGCAUUUAAUUGUCAGUACUGCCAUAUCUUUGACUUCACAUUCUUUUGAUGAUAGCAUUGUCGGAAGGGGCCAGGCAUUCUACAUAUGCUUAUUUAUUUCUCUCCCCGCCCCACCCCCCAGGCUACAAUCCCAGGGAAGUCACGUCUCUGAUCAGCUUCAAGUAGGUUUCACUCUUGUGGCUUGAGGCGUAACCGAACAGGCUGUUGUUUUGUAACUCACGUACCAUGCCGAACGCUGCAUCUCGACCACCCUUUCAGCCGCCUGUACAAGUGGAACGUCCCAUCUGCCUCAACAGUAGGGCUUUUUUUUCGUAGCAAGAACUCCUUUGGAUAUUAGGCCACGCACCCCUGAUGUAGCCAAUCCUCCAAGAGCUUACAGCAGGCCCUGUAAGAAGAGCCCUGUAAGCUCUUGAAGGAUUGGCUACAUAAGAGGGGUGUGGCCUAAUAUGCAAAGGAGUUCCUGCUACAAAAAAAAAACCCUGCUCAAUAGGCAUAACCUCUGGGUUAAUAGAUAGCAACAAAGAUGCUUGCUUGGUUUCUCUGAGAAAGCAGGUCUGCUUUUUUGGGGAUGGGGGGUGGGAAUGUAGCACGGGAAGCAUAUUGGGUUUGUUUCUAAGAUGUCACCCCCCCAAAGCAAGGCGUCCCUGGCUUCCCUCUGAAUUAUCAUGAUGGUUGUUCUGUCCAAAGAGUAUUUUCAUGCAACCCAAGUGGGGUAGAAUACAGCUGCAUCCUCUCAAUGUAAUAUCCGGUGCCGAGUCGAAAGUGUGUGUGAAUUGCCUCUCUUCUCCGUGAGGGCUUGAAUCAGUGCUUGAAUUGUGCAGAUGGUUUUUGAUGCAGCCGUUUUCCAUGUACACAUCUCUGUAUAUUUUCCUGUGUGUUGCAGUUUCUUUUUUUGGACAGUCCUACUCAAGUGCUUUAGCUGAAUCAUUCAGCCCCCGUCGCCCUUCAAUACCGCUUGCUGAGGAAAUUGGGUCCCAAAAUCGAUAAGUCAAAUCCAUGUGAGGGUGCAAAAGACAAGGUGACAUUAAUAAACAAAAUCCUGAAUGUAUGAAUCA